Messenger RNA from Chara braunii, 1544 nucleotides. The record is from the annotation of a GenBank genome assembly. Lineage: Eukaryota; Viridiplantae; Streptophyta; Charophyceae; Charales; Characeae.
UGCAAUGGGCAGCCCGAGUCGACCAUCGGCCAGACGUACGCUUUGUCAUCAAUCGACUUCCAUGCGCGAUGCGCAUUGCCAAGAGACCAACCAGGGAUGGCCUGCAGGAAACCAUUUAUCGGGGACAUCAUAUUUUGAUGACGAUGCGGAUGAAGGUGAAGCGUGCGAAGGUGAUGACGACGGUAAUGAUGAGGGAGAUGGAAUGAACAUUCUUGUGCAGACUUCAGACAAUGCUCGUGGAGACGCAGAAAGUGCACAACAUUCCAACCAAGGGCAGACCUUGGAUGGAUGGGAGGGUGGUCGUCCUCAUGACAAGCGCAAGGGCAAAGACAAUGUUGCGACAAACAAAAAACAAAACGUCCCUUGGACGUUGGAGGAGAGGAUCACCCUGGCGAGGUUGAUGGGGGAGGACGACGCCCUCAUGGAUGACACGGACGGUCAACAUCAGUUCACGAAGAUGAAGGAGCGGACAGCGGAAGAUCGUCGGAAGAAAUGGAUGAACAUGUUGAGCAAGGCAAAGCUAAUCCUGGACACGUGCGAGAAUGCGUCUGGCAUGCCUUCCUACUUCGACUUGCCCGUGGAGAAGCAAAAGGAAAUGGAGGUGCCUCUAGCCUUUGAGAGACCGCUUUGGGAGGCGAUGCAGUGGAAGUUGAAUAGACCGUUCAUGACCCGUGACAAAACAUUGGCAUCUAAGGAUCUGACCAGCGGAGGUGGGGAGACAACUCAAAAUGACGGUCCCAGGAAUCGUGGUUCCGGGAGAAGCGGUUCAGACGGUAGAACGACGAACAAUUCCGAGGGUGCAUCGAAGAGACGAAGAUCGAACAACGGCAAGGCAAGAGUGGAGGACAUGAGUUGCGGGGGGUCGUCGUUGGGGAGGGUGAUGGAGGAUUCUACAAGGGCGUAUUGCGACGGUCUUGACAAGGCCGCCUCCACUCUCACGAAGGCGACAUCGGAAGUCGGCACAGCAAUCGAGGCGAAAAUAGGUGACGUUGCAGACGCCAUGAGGGGGGGGAACACUGUACUUGAGAUGCUUGUCGGGGUUCUCGCCAGACGGGGGGUAGGGGAAGAGACAAGGCACGAGAGGGGCAAGGAACUUCAUCGAGAUACGGAGUGGGGCCCCAACGUGGGACUGCGGGAGAGUCGUACUUACUACGAGCUUGUGGAUGGUCUCAUCGCCAUGCAGAUCGUAGGAGGGCUGGGGUAUAAUGGCGAGAACAACCUCAUCGAGGUUGUCCUGUUCGUCCGGAUGUUGUCUGUCAUCGUCCCUGACACGUGGCAGAUGCCGGCACAUGAUGUCGUUGGCGAUGUCGUGAGGUUCCUGGUAUCCGCCCUGGCCGAAAAGCAUAUGGGUGCGAUGCACGGGAACGCGUCGUACAUGGCGCAUAUGGAGCCCCCCGUACGCGAGAGAGGUUACCUGCAUGGGGCGGUCAGAACUUGGUCCCCGGAGGAUGACAUACGGGCUGUGACGCGGAGGUGGUAGAGAGGAGCGUGGUAGCGUAUGAGCGUGAGCAGAGCGGUGGAAGGAACAAAUGCAACCAUAAACG